This is a messenger RNA of Trachemys scripta elegans, 4472 nucleotides long. It is a transcript of the gene MYLK2, whose product is annotated as myosin light chain kinase 2. The record is from RefSeq and is a predicted model, not a curated record. Gene Ontology annotation, biological process: intracellular signal transduction; protein phosphorylation; positive regulation of apoptotic process. The annotation marks the transcript as partial. Gene Ontology annotation, molecular function: protein serine/threonine kinase activity; ATP binding. NCBI's taxonomy places the organism in Eukaryota, Metazoa, Chordata, Testudines, Emydidae. The transcript is spliced from 12 exons. Gene Ontology annotation, cellular component: nucleus; cytoplasm.
GCUCACACUGCUGUAAAGGAUACUGCUGUCCGCGCACUAAUCCGGCUCAGUCCCACGGAGUAUAGAAGGGGCCGGCUCCGUCCCAGCACUGGCACAGCUCGCACGCUGCUCGGACCGCCUGCUGCCCCGGGGACCCCAGAAGCCAAGCCAAGGCCCACAGAGAUGCCCCAGGGUUUGGAGGGCCCCGCUGGGCAGCCAGCCGCUGCCACGGCUCCUUCGGAGGGGGUGCCAGUGGGCCAGAACGCUGGGCCUUGCACCAGCGUGGGGGACGACACGGCCCCCGGCGGAGCAGAGAGACUGCCCCAGUCUGCCCCAGCAACCUCGCAGCCAAUGGCGAGAGGAGAAAAGGCAGAGCCUGGAGAGAAGGGCGCCCCCGUGGCUGGGAAAGGGACGAAGGCCGGUGAGAAGAAAGCAGAGGCCAAAGAGGGGGCAAAAAGCCAGAGCCAGCCUACGGCCUCCAAGCACGAGCCCCCAGCUCCCCAGCGGAGCCAGAGCUGCCCAGUCAGCAACCAGAGACCAGGGGAGGAGCCCCGGGUGGUGAAGAUGGGAGCCGAAGAGGCCUCUGCACGUGCAGAGAAGAGCCCGCAGGGUCCAGCAACUCCCGCCAAAGGAGCCAGCGCUUUGCCAGCAGAGCCCAGUCUAGCGGAGGUGCCUGGCCCUGCUUCGGAUGCCCCCAGAGACCAGACUUGUGCAGAGAAACCCACCCCAAGUGAGGUGCCCAGCCCAGCUAGCAGCAGCGGGGACAUGACCCCCGCAGAGCCCCCCAGCUCAGUGGGGCUACCCCACCCUGCUUCAGACGAGACCCCUGCAGAGCCCCCCAGCUCAGAGGGGCUACCCCACCCUGCUUCAGACGAGACCCCUGCAGAGCCCCCCAGCUCAGUGAAGCAGCCUUCUCUAGCCUUGAACAUCCCCAGAAAUGCGGGGAAAACAGGCCCUGUGGCUGGGGAACAGCCACCUUCACCAGAGGAGGAAGAACUGGAGCCCCCGCCCAGCCCCUACCUAACGCCAGACUUCGGGAAAGAGGACCCUUUCCAGAUACUGGAUGAUGUUCCUCCGCCACCCGCUCCCUUCGCCCAUCGCAUUGUCACCCUGAAAUCCGGCACCGUGAACAGCAUGUUCAACAUCAACACCAAGGAGAUGCUGGGAGGGGGGAAGUUUGGCGAAGUCCGCACGUGCACCGAGAGAGGGACGGGGCUCAAACUUGCAGCCAAAAUCAUUAGGAAACAGGGCUCGAAGGACAAGGAGAUGGCCUUGGUUGAAAUCGAGGUGAUGAACCAGUUGAACCACAGGAACCUGAUCCAGCUCUAUGAAGCCAUCGAGACACCACGGGAAAUCGUCCUCUUCAUGGAGUUUGUGGAGGGCGGGGAGCUCUUUGAGCGCAUCAUCGACGAGGAUUACCACCUGACGGAAGUGGACUGCAUGGUGUUCGUGAGGCAGAUCUGCGACGGGAUCACCUUCAUGCAUCAGAUGCGCGUCCUGCACUUGGACCUCAAGCCUGAGAACAUCCUGUGUGUCGCCUCCACGGGGCACAUGGUGAAGAUCAUCGACUUCGGGCUGGCGCGAAGAUACAACCCGCGGGAGAAGCUGAAAGUGAACUUUGGGACCCCCGAGUUCCUGUCCCCGGAGGUGGUGAACUACGACCAAGUCUCCUAUUCGACAGACAUGUGGAGUCUGGGCGUGAUCACCUACAUGUUGCUAAGCGGCCUCUCCCCUUUCCUGGGAGAUGACGACACUGAAACCCUGAACAACGUCCUGGAAGCCAAGUGGUACUUCGACGAGGAAGCCUUUGAGGGCAUCUCGGACGAAGCCAAGGACUUCGUCUCGAAUCUGAUUAUCAAGCAGAAGAGCGGCCGGAUGAGCGCGGCCAAGUGCCUCCAGCACCCCUGGCUGAACGACCUGGCCGAGAAGGCCAAGCGCUGCAACCGGCGCCUGAAAUCCCAGGUCCUGCUCCGGAAGUACGUCAUGCGGCGACGCUGGAAGAAAAACUUUAUUGGUGUGUGUGCUGCCAACCGAUUCAAGAAGAUCAGCAGCUCGGGAUCCCUGACGGCGCUGGGUGUCUGAGUGCGGGGCUGAGCUGGGUGGGAUUUGAGCAAGGCCAAAGGGUGAUCCCCUGAAAUCUGAGCUGUGGAUUGAAGGCCUGUUCCCCGGGGACUGCACAGGAAAGUGGCAUGUAGUCCCCGCUUCUGGAGGCAGUAGGAUCUCCACUUGGGUUCGGAAUCAAUCCGCUUCCCAAACACAAGGAGUUCCCCGCUGGGGCAAUGAAUUGAGAUAUCCCAGUUCUGUACAGAUGUGCCAUUCCUGCUCCUACUGCGGUGAGAUUACCGCUGGAUCCCAUCCCGCUGAGAGUCCGGCUCUAGAUUCUGUCCCUGCUGUAGAUCCUAUCCCGCACUGCCACUGCUCGAGGGUCUGGGCCACCGGGAUAAUGCCGCUCUGACUCCUGAACUGCUGCGAGAUGACGCCUCUCGGUCCUGUGCCUUGUGUGCGGCUCCGGAUCCGGAUCCCAGGCACCUGCAAAGCUGCCUUUGUGGAUCUCCUGCUGGUUCAAUACCACCACACUGGAAUUCCCGCUGUCUGUGAUCCUGGACCACGAGGACAUACUACACCUUUGAUCCCAUGGAGAUUACUGGUCUGAAGCUCACACACGUGUGGUGUUGCCAGCUUAGCACCCUGUAUCCCUGCUACAGAUUCUGUGCUGCUGUGACAGCUACCCCGCUGCAUCCCAUAGGCUGCUGAUCCUAACCACUGUGCAAUUACCAGGCUCGGCCUCUUCUGUAUCCCCUAGUGCGGCUGAGUCCCAUCCUCCCUGUGCUGCUCUUGGCCUGGACCCUUUGCUGUAGUGAGACGACGGCGCUGAACUGGCCGAGCUGUGGAAUUGCCGAUUGGAAUCCCACCGCACGGGCGACCGGAGGUGCGGAGAGCACCUUGCAAAGCCUACGCUGCAGCAGCGUUGGACUCCACUUUGCAAUUCCCUGCAUCCUGCUGUUCGUGUUCCACUCCCGUUCUGAGACGUGCAAUGGGACACGCUGACCAGCCUGCUGAGUGCUGCAAGGUCCCUUCUCUUGCUGGGCUCAGUACGCACCACACACCAGUCACUACCUGAGAACCAAGAUUCCUGCUCUCGGCCUCUGAGUGCAAUAGGAGACACGCCAUGGCAACGUCACCAGCAUUGAUGGUCACGGCCUCAGGAUGCAAUGACAUCUGUGUAUGGCUGUCUGGAGCUGUGCUCCCAGCUCCUGAGUGCAGCGUGCACUCCCCGGCCCGCAGGUGCGAUGGCUACUGCCAGUCUCUGGAUCUGCUCACCGCUGGACUAGCACACGAGGCUGCUGCUGGAGCAGAAAGCCAUCUCUCCCCAUGAUCGGGGUCCUAGAAGCCAGGCUGCAGGGCCGAGUUCCUGUUGGUGCCGGGAGGCUCCGCGCACAGGAAAGGAGGAAGUGCAGAGCACAGAUUCCAGGCGCGUUCCCCAGAUGGAGGCCAGGGAAGAAAGAACGAGGCUUUGUGCUAGUUCCUAACCUCCCUGCCCUUCUGAGCUGCCAGCGGGGGGGAGAACACAACCUUCCCUUCACACAUCCCCCAGAAGAUAAAGGCAAGAGCGCAUCCUAAUGCAGACCAGCUGGGCUCGCCUCUCCCCCUCGCACAUAUGAAAGGACUGCUUCAGCCCUGACCACCAACGCACAGGAACUACCCUUCGCUCGCUGGGCCCAGGGACCCCCCGAUGGGAGGAGAGUGUGGGAGCUCCCUCAGGGUGUGGCGUUUCCUUUGCCUUCCAUCCUGUUCAACAGCGGGCAGGGCUGGAUCCGAGGGAAACCCGCUGCCGACCUGCCAGUGAUGUCUGAACUGCACGGGGGCAUCUAGGCCCCUCUCGGGUGGGAGUUGCUUCCCCUGGUGAUGCAGGAGCUCCUGCAUGGCCCAGCGUGCUGAUGUAGUAGCCGAUGUAGGGGUUGGGGUGGGGGCAUCCUCCAUGGAGUUGGAGGGCUUGUUCCUCUCUUGGGAGGGGGUUUGCAGCACGAGUGUGAGGCCACGCCCCUUCCCGCCCAACUGACCCCCCCCCCGGGCUUGGUGUGGUCCACGGGCGAUUCGUUAUGGGGGGGGGGCUGCUAGCUAACGGCAGCCGGUAUCUGUUAGGCACAGAAACAACCAGACAGCACCUGGCCCAGCCCGAAAGUGCCUCCCACAGAGCACGUGCUCUGAGCCACCCCCCCAGCUGGGGUACGUUGGUGGGACUCCAUUGACCUCGGAGGAUCUUCACCAGUUUCCACCAGCUGAGGUCUCUUCGUUAGAACCCUUCUCCCUCUGCCCCAUUUUCACCCAAGGUCCGCUGGAUUUCCUCUGCCCAGCAGAGCACAGCCCCCAGCCCCCGUAUAUGUGUGCCCUCCCCAGCAGCAGCCCCCCAGUAGUGCAGAAAGACGUACGUUCUCUUGAGAGACCCCAGAGCUCUCGGCUUAAUGUAAAUAAAUGUACAGGUCCCAUGCCAA